Messenger RNA from Sphaeroforma arctica JP610, 1065 nucleotides. RefSeq lists its product as hypothetical. Lineage: Eukaryota; Ichthyosporea; Ichthyophonida. Bases 1 to 1065 code for a protein of 354 amino acids. The record is from RefSeq and is a predicted model, not a curated record. The transcript has a single exon.
AUGGCUGAAGAGUGGCAGCGCGACACUUACAUCGCACUGUUUGCCCUCAACCACAAGCCGAUUCUAAACCGGGAUGAAACGGUACGUAAGAGUCCGUCUAUUGUACGAGAUUACCCACAGUCGCAAAGGAGUAGUGACUGUUCAGAUAACAUGACUUGCAGUGAUACGUUUGCUAGCAAAGGGAGAAGUGUGAUCAGGAAUGCGGUUGUACACAAAGGUAGUUGUCAUAGUAUGAGUACGCAUAAGAUUGGUAGCACUAUUGAAGAUAGGAAGGGAUGUAGUAGUAGCGGUACGGAUACUAUUGUGAAUAGUGAUGAAGCCAGAAGUAGCAGUCUCAGUCGCAGUAGCAAUACCACGACGCACAUGACUAGGAAAAAUGUUGUUAGUGAGAAUAGCAGUAGCAUGGGUGGUAGCUCUACACACCCGACUGAUAAUGCCGUAGUAGAUAGUACCGGCGGUAAUAGGAUCACACUCUAUGCGACUAAGCUUAGACCCGAAAGUAGCAGCUGUCUGCGUGGCAGCAACGCAAAACGUAGGAAACGGGAUACGCCAGUUACGCUGAGUUCGAGUAUUCGUACUGGGCUUACAUGCAAGGACAGGGACUCCACGGCGACUUCUAGUGACGGCAGUGAACUUCCGCCUAUAGCUGGGAAUGUAGCGGUAGGCGUACACACCGAUACCCAUCGAGAGUCCGAGUGUACAGCUCAAGUCGAAGACGCGGAUGAGCAAUCAAAUCACAGUAGAAGUACUACACCACUAACUAGAGGUAGGGAGGUGCCGAUCCAGCAUAGCGGUUGUGGCCUUGUGCAGGCUUUUCAAGAGGUUGCGGUGUAUCCGUGCGACAGUAGCAAUGUGGCGCGAGCGCUACACAACACGGUGGUUAACUCAGGCCUGGGGUUCAGCGGCGGAGUGGGGUGGGGGGUUUGGAAUAGCAUAUGUGGUAGAAGUAUGGGUGUAGGUAUAGGAGUGUCACCAACGGACACGGGCAUGGACAGUGAAGCCAGGGCAACCAAGAAUAUAAACGUGCCAACGGAACCGGCAACACCCUCGAGAUUAUGGGGAUAG